This is a messenger RNA of Aphanomyces astaci, 3115 nucleotides long. RefSeq lists its product as hypothetical. The record is from RefSeq and is a predicted model, not a curated record. Gene Ontology annotation, molecular function: protein binding. Gene Ontology annotation, cellular component: HOPS complex; late endosome. The transcript is spliced from 12 exons. Bases 39 to 3014 code for a protein of 991 amino acids. Gene Ontology annotation, biological process: protein targeting to vacuole; vesicle-mediated transport; cellular response to starvation. NCBI's taxonomy places the organism in Eukaryota, Oomycota, Saprolegniomycetes, Saprolegniales, Verrucalvaceae.
CGGAGCAGCAGCCUGGUCUAUUCAUUGCCAAUCUUGACAUGGAACCAGCUCCGCAAGACGAUGCAGGAGAGAGCGAACCUCUUCUCAAGUACGAACGCGUGGGGGGGCACCUCCACACACUACUGCGCGACGACGCGCUGAGCUGCAUCGCGGGCCACAUGAACUUCAUCUGCGUCGGCACGUUCUCGGGCCACGUACUGAUGCUAGAGCUCAACGGUCGAUACAUUCGACGACUGCAUCAGCACCACAAGCGCGUGCACGAGAUCAGCAUCGAUGAAUCAGGCCAGCACAUUGUGUCAUGCUCGGACGACGGCACGGUCGCGGUGUACGCGCUGCUGCCCAUGUCCACCGAGUUGGACGCGUCGCGCGUGGUCAUCCCGACGUCGGGCGGGGAAGUGAACAUCUACAACUUCUACAACGCCGUGUACUCGUCUCAGCUCGAGCCAGGGUACGCCACGAAGCGCGAGCGAAGCUUUGCGUGCGGCGGCAUCUCAGGGCAGUUGAUCGUAAACAAGAAGGGAUGGAUCAUUGACAAGGAGAACACUGUGCACGAAGGCGAAGGGCCCGUGCACUGCAUCCGGUACCAUGACCACCUCCUCGCAUGGGUCAACGACUGGGGCGUCAAGGUGUACGACACGGCCACGGACACCCGCGUCACGUACAUCGAACGGCCGCCCAACUGCCCACCGCUCGAGCUGUGCCGGGCACAUCUGGUAUGGCACACGCUGACCAGUGGGGACUUGGUGCUGCUGGUCGGGUGGGGGCAUACCCUUCGCGUAGUCAAGUUCACGGCAUCCACUUCUUCUACUUCCUCGAACGACGACACAACCACCACGCCACCGGCGACGACGCCACCCUCCAAAGCGACGCCCGCUGUCGUGUUUGGCUCUGCCGCCUUGUCCGCCGAAGUCGUUUCGUACGUAACCUUUGACUUCUUCGUGGCGGGGGUCUCUCCUUGGGGAGACUCGGCCGUGUGCGUCCUGGCGUUCCGCCCGCCAGGCUCGGCCUCUUCUACCCCUCUACCAUCCACCCCUUCAGUCUCUCGGCAAGGCCAGAAAGAGACUGGCGAAGGACUGGUGGAAGCUACGCCGUGCCCCGAGAUGCACGUGAUCGACUGGCGCGGCACCCAGAUGGCCGUGGACAUGCUUCCCCUAAGGGGCUUUGAGAAGCUCCGCGCGACCGACUACCACGCGCUCUGUCUCACAUUCCCACGUCACACUACCAACUCGCCGGUGCUGUUUCUAUGCACCCCAAAAGACGUGGUCGUGUGCCGCGUACGAGACGUCGACGACCGUGUCGCAUAUGCCUUGUCGCAGCGGGCCUAUGAAAACGCGCUCGCGAUCGCAUUGACCGACGUCCCGAGCCUCAAGCGGCAUGCCUUGGACGAGCUGGUCGAGUACUACUUGGGGGAGCUCGUGCUAAGCCAGCAGUACGCGACGGCGGCCGACGUGUGCCGGCGCCUCCUGUCUCCGCACCUGUGGGAGAAGUACGUAUAUGUGUUUGCGCAGAAGGGGCAGCUGUCGGCCAUCGCCAAGUUCAUGCCCACGUCCAACCCGCGGCUGCCCACAAGUCAGUACGAGAUGGUGCUAAAGCAUUUCCUCGACACGGACCCCGCGCAGCUGCUCCAGAUUAUCCGCAAAUGGCCCAAGCCGCGGAUGUCGGAUCGCCGGCCGAGCAGCAAUGGCAAUAGCAAUAGCAAUGGCAAUGGUAUUGUCGCGGCAGAGUACACCAAGACCGCGUCGUUGUUUGAUCCGUUGUACGACUCGAGUGCGUGGAUCUUGCAGCUCGAAACGGUGGUCCGCCGCCGCCGAUUGGCCGAGACGGACGUCGACCGCAUGACGAUGGAGACAUCGUACCUCAUGGAAGCACUAGCCGAACUGUACACAGCCACCGAGCAAUACGACAAUGCAUUGCGCAUCUACUUGAGCCAGGGAUCGUUGUGCACCAACAAAGAUCACGCGUUCAAGCUCAUCGUGGAGCACAACCUGUGGGAUUCGAUCCAAAACAAGGUGGUCAACUUGAUGCUGAUCGACCGCGAGUCGGCGCUGCGGAUGCUCGUGCAUCAGAUCAAGUCGGACCAGCUCAAAGUACACGCGAUUGUCAAGCAAUUGGAGCACAAGAAGGAAUUGCUCCACGAAUAUUUGCACAGUCUUGUGGUGCACCGGUUAGCCGACUACAAUGCCGAGAUGUACGCGUCCUUGCACGAGCUACAGAUUUCGUUGUAUGCAGAGUUUAUGCCGUCGUACUUGGUCAAGUUUUUGCAAACGAGUGCGUUUGUCCCGUUGGAAAAGGCCUAUCAAUUCUGCAGCGAACGGUCGCCGCCAUUGUGGGACGCGAUGAUUUUCAUUUUGGGGCGCAUGGGGCAGCAGAAGAAGGCAUUAGAUUUCAUCCUCACGCAGCUGCAAAACGUCAAGCAAGCCAUCCAAUUUGUGCAGGACAAUGGAGACGAAUUGUGGGACUAUCUGGUCGAAAUCAGCCUCACGAACCGAGGGUACAUUGAAGAGUUGUUGGAAUACGCAAGCGACCACCAAAUCGACCCGAUUAAAAUCAUGCGCAAGAUCCCCGACGACAUGGAAAUCACAGGAUUAAAGGCCAAAGUCCAGCAAAUCAUUGCCAAUUACAGGAUUCAGUUGAGUCUAUGCCACGGGUGUACCAAGGCCUUUGAAGCAGAUCGCGUCGAGUUACUCGGUCGCCUGGUCACCCACCGCCGAAAAGCGCGCCGGGUGAGUCCGGUUACGAGCUGCGGCGUUUGUUUUACGCCCAUGAAACCCAUUCCGAACAAGUCGACGCAUCAGUUUUGCGUGUUUGAGUGCGGCCACACGUACCACAUGGAGUGCUUGGAAGAGAAGAGCAUGCUAUGGAAGCAGCCGCCGCACGACUCGAUGGACUUGCGCUGCUUUCAAUGCGACCACUCGACGCUGCGGAUGGCAGCGCCAACGGCCAGUGGCGCCGCCGCCAAGGGGCUCACGGACCAGCAAUUGGAACUGGCACGACUAACCAUCGCCCAAGGAUAAAUGAGAACAGAAUGAAAAACGACAAUGGACUCUAGUAGUAGUAGUAGAAUAGUAGUCAACCUAACUUGAGUCUGCAACAUGAUUAUUGUGUUAAUACCACA